Columba livia (rock pigeon) is the source of this 3542-nucleotide messenger RNA. RefSeq names its product calcium voltage-gated channel auxiliary subunit beta 1 (gene CACNB1). The transcript has 14 exons. Gene Ontology annotation, cellular component: voltage-gated calcium channel complex. Gene Ontology annotation, molecular function: voltage-gated calcium channel activity; protein binding. Gene Ontology annotation, biological process: calcium ion transmembrane transport. The record is from RefSeq and is a predicted model, not a curated record. NCBI's taxonomy places the organism in Eukaryota, Metazoa, Chordata, Aves, Columbiformes, Columbidae. The coding region runs from base 528 to 3020 and encodes 830 amino acids.
GGGUAAAAGGGGAAAUCUGGGGUUUGGCGGGGGCUCUGGAUUCCCCAGCCUGUGGCACAUCCCACUGCAAGCCCUGAUUUUUGGGGGGGGGGGACGACACGGCCGCCCCUGUGUGUCCCCCCCAGCCACACAACAGCCUGGGGGCCCCGUGCCCCCCCAUUUAUCUUUUUUGGGGGGGGGAGUAGCUAAAGGCUGCAGUGGGUGCGCCCCCCCCAUUUAGAUCUUCAUCACCCCCCCCCAGGGGAAGGAGCCGCUGUGGGGGUACCCGAUGUGGGAAGCGGGGGGGGCUGCAUCCCCGCACCCCCAUCCCUCUGGUUGGAGCGGCGGGGGCGGCCGCCACCAUCCCUCGUGUCCCCCCCGCCACCAUCCCUCCCCACUCCUCCUUCCUCCUCCUCCUCCUCCUCCUCUCGCUCCCGUCACCGCGGGGGCCAGGCCUUGGGCUCCAUCGUCACCGUCAUCAUCUUGUCCCUCUCUCCGUGUGUGUCUGUGUGUGUCCCCCCCCCCGCCCCGAAAACCCGCCGAGCUCCAUGGUGCGGGAAGGCGACAUGGCCCGAACCCCUUACAGCUCCACGCAGGACAUCCAGAUGGACGUCUUGGACAACGCCACCCUCCAGGGCAAGUACAGCAAACGCAAGAGCCGCUUCAAGCGCUCGGACGGCAGCACCUCGUCCGACACCACCUCCAACAGCUUCGUGCGGCAGGGCUCGGCGGAGUCGUACACCAGCCGCCCGUCGGACUCGGACGUGUCGCUGGAGGAGGAUCGGGAGGCGCUGCGCAAGGAGGCCGAGCGCCAGGCCAUGGCGCAGCUGGAGAAAGCCAAGACGAAGCCGGUGGCGUUUGCCGUGCGGACCAAUGUCGGCUACAACCCAUCGGCCGGCGACGACGUGCCGGUGCAGGGCAUGGCCAUCUGCUUCGAGCCCAAAGAUUUCCUGCACAUCAAGGAGAAGUACAACAACGACUGGUGGAUCGGGCGGCUGGUGAAGGAGGGCUGCGAGGUCGGCUUCAUCCCCAGCCCCGUCAAGCUGGAGAACAUGCGGCUGCUGCAGGAGCAGAAGAUGAGGCAGAACCGCCUGAGCUCCAGCAAAUCAGGGGACAACUCCAGCUCCAGCCUGGGUGACGUGGUGACCGGGACCCGCCGGCCAACCCCCCCGGCCAGCGCGAAGCAGAAGCAGAAGUCGGCAGAGCACGUGCCCCCGUACGACGUGGUGCCCUCCAUGCGGCCCAUCAUCCUGGUGGGGCCAUCACUGAAGGGCUACGAGGUCACGGACAUGAUGCAGAAAGCCCUCUUUGACUUCUUGAAGCAUCGCUUUGAUGGCAGGAUCUCCAUCACGCGGGUGACGGCCGACAUCUCCCUGGCCAAGCGCUCCGUGCUCAACAACCCCAGCAAACACACCAUCAUCGAGCGCUCCAGCACGCGCUCCAGCCUGGCCGAGGUGCAGAGUGAGACCGAGCGCAUCUUCGAGCUGGCGCGGACACUGCAGCUCGUGGCCCUGGACGCCGACACCAUCAACCACCCGGCCCAGCUGGCCAAGACCUCCCUGGCCCCCAUCAUCGUCUACAUCAAAAUCACCUCUCCCAAGGUGCUGCAGCGGCUGGUGAAGUCCCGGGGCAAGUCGCAGGCGAAGCACCUCAACGUGCAGAUGGUGGCAUCCGACAAGCUGGCGCAGUGCCCGCCCGAGAUGUUCGACAUCGUGCUGGACGAGAACCAGCUGGAGGAGGCCUGCGAGCACCUGGCCGAGUACCUGGAGGCCUAUUGGAAGGCGACGCACCCCCCCAGCAGCAACCCCCCCAACCCGCUGCUCAACCGCACCAUGGCCACGGCCGCCCUGGCCGCCAGCCCCGCGCCCGUCUCCAACCUGCAGGGUCCGUACCCGGUGCCGGGGGAGCACGGCCGCCUCCGGCAGGGCCCGGCCGAAGGGGGGGGCCACGGGCAGGGCCCCCCCGUCCCGCCGGCCCCCCGCAGCCUGUCCCGCCAGGACACCUUCGACUCGGAGCCCCCGGGCGGCCGGGAGGACUCGUGCUGCAUGGACAUCGACAUGGACCCCGGGGACGAGGAGCCACAGCCCCCCCCAAACCACCAGCACCCCCCUGGUGCCGAGGACGAGAGCCGGGGGCCGCGGGGACGAGCCAAAGGGCAGGACCGCUAUGGCCCCCCCCGCCCCGCCGGAGCCCCUGGAGCAGGGCGAUGCGGGGGGCUGGGGCCAGGACGUUUACAUCCGUUAGGGUGGGGGGUGCCCCCCCAGUGUUGGUUUUGGGGUGUGGGGAAGCCCCACCGGUUGCCUUUGUGCCCCCCCCCCGAGCCUAAAUGUGCUGUAGGGAGCCCCAGCUUUGCCCUGGGGGCUCCCCCUGCCCCACUCAUUGCUGUGGGGGGGUCACCCCCCCACCACAGCCCCCCAACAUCUCACGGUGCCUCGGGCCCUCCCCACCCCACAGGGAGAGCAAGUGACCAAAGGGGACCCUCGCGUGUCCCCGUCCCCUGGGCACAGGGUGUGGGGGGGCCGUGUGUCCCCCCCAUGUCCCCCCGCUUCUCCAUGGUGCUGUUUGCCACAGGGGGGACCCCUGGCCUGGUGGUGGCAGUGGGGGGGUCCCUGUCAGCUGUCCCCCCUCCAGCCAGUGCCUGCAGCCUGGCACUGCCCCCCCCGCAGGGCUGUGACCCACAGCCCCCCCGUGCCCCCCAACAGCUGGGGGGGGGUGCAUGCGUGUGGUGUGGCUUUGGGGUGCCCGCCCCGGGGUGCUGCCUGCCAGGGGCGGGGGGGCAGUUUGCAUGUGUUUGCCUUGGAGGGGCUCUGCCUGAAUUUUGGGGUGGGGGGGGCAAAUCUGAGCCAGUCUGGGGGGGUCUAACACGUGCUAACAGCUGCCCAGCCUGGCCUGCCAUGGCAGCAGCCCAGGGUCCCUCUGCCCUGGGGGAGCCCCCAUGCUGCCCCCCCUUUCCCUGGGCACACUGGUGUGUGCCAGUUCCCCCCCCCGCCACAUCUGUCCGCUCUCAGUCCAUCCGGCUGUGUCUGUCCGUCUGUCUGUGAGUCUGUCUGUCCAUGUCACCCCCCCCCCCCCCAGCACUCCGGGGCAUUGCCUUGUCCCGCGCCCACCCCGAGGUGUCCCUUGUCCCCCCUGUCUCUGUGGGGGUGACCACACCAGGGUGACCCCCCCCAGGGCGAUGCUGGGGGUCCCUGGGGUUGCUGCCUUACCCAGACCACCAGCCUUGCAACCCCACGCCAAGGGGGGGCGCUCAGGGGCACCCAGCUGCUGCCAAGCUGCCUCUGCCCAUUGCGUGCCUCAGUUUCCCCCUUUUCUUGUGGGGGGGUGGAACUCAGUGUCACUGCCCGCCAAGUGCUUUGAGACACACCUGCCCCCGCAGCAGCCGGGGUCUGGCCAGUGGGGCCCCCCCACCCCGGGCGGAGGAACGUCCCUUAUUUAUGUCACUCCACAACCUUUAUUUAAAAAGACUCGACAAAGUGUAUUUUAUUUAUUUAUUCUCAUGGGUGUGUGGGGGGACUCGCCCCCCUCGCUUGGUUCUUUGUAAUAAACAUUUCGGUGAGACCUGC